Trichobilharzia regenti is the source of this 4886-nucleotide messenger RNA. The record is from the annotation of a GenBank genome assembly. Lineage: Eukaryota; Metazoa; Platyhelminthes; Trematoda; Strigeidida; Schistosomatidae.
AUACAAAGUUUUCCGCUACUUGAAGGUCGAAUGCGUUGCAGUUGACCUUUCAAGGCUACUGUUACUGCAUUCUCUUGGUGUACGGUCGAGUAAUUUAUAACCACUUGAAUUAUAUUGGUAUUAUAGUCUGGAAACUAAAUCGCUAUUAUAAUGUAGGAGGAAUGAGGACACAUGUGUCUGUGAAAAUAUACAACAUAUUCUGAGUGUGGUAUGAAAUGAAUAUAAAUAUAUAUAUGGUUAAGCGUUGUAAAAUGUCUAGUCGUCGACCAGAUAAAACUUCGGAAUACCCACAUACUAUCUCUACUUCACACUUUCAAUUGAGAAUAAUUUCGUUUUCCUUGUAUUCAUUCUGAGGAGUCUAGGACGACUUUCCCACAUGAAAGAUUCAUAAACAUCUAGGCGGGUUGUGUUGUUUGUAGAAAAGUGGUUGUUACGAUCCUACGAGACAAUGAUACAUCGGUGCACAUAUAAGUUCUUCGCGUGAUUUCGGUUUCUACCAUAUUGAUGGACAGUGACCAGUCCUCAAUAAUACAACGCAACGUGCCAGAUUCUUCUUCUACUUUUUGGCUAUGAAAUCGUCUUCUGAAGUCGUACAUCAAACACAAAUAUCGUGAUAUGCGGUUUUAAAAUUCAUAUCUACCAACAGUUGUUUAUACCCACAGAAGGAAUCUAAAUCAAUUAUGAUUUCACAUCAUCGAAUUCAUAUGAAUGCCAGAGAUGCAGCAGUGAAAUCCAUUGAAGAAUUAGCGCAGUAUUUUAAAGUUGACUUACAAAAUGGUCUUGAUCACACUGAGGCCCAGCUACGACUUCAGUUGUACGGUUCAAAUGAAUUAAAACAUCCCGAUCCGGAUCCAUUAUACAAAAAGUAUCUUGAACAAUUCAAAGAACCUAUGAUUUUGUUACUGCUAGCGUCCGCUUGCAUUAGUUUCAUCUUGAAACAGUAUGAUGAUACAAUUAGCAUAACUGUUGCUGUUUUAAUAGUAGUUACUGUUGCGUUUAUACAAGGCUACAGAUCGGAGAAAGUUUUGGAAGCUUUGCAAAAAUUGAUGCCACCAAAAUGUAGUUGCCUGCGUAAUGGUGAAGUACACACAUUUCUAGCUUCAUAUCUUGUUCCUGGUGAUAUUGUCUGCUUGUCAGUGGGAGAUCGUAUACCAGCAGAUUUACGACUAUUUGAUCUUGUUGAACUAAGAAUGGAUGAAUCAAGUUUGACCGGAGAAACUGAAGCUGUCGCCAAGUCUUCCGAAAUACUUACUUCACACUCUCCAUCAUCAACUGUAUCUGAGUUAAUGAAAUUUUCUUCAACACAAAAUGUUAGUUUAGGAGAUAGUGAAGCUGUUGAUCGUUUACGAGGAUGUCAUGAUCUAAAAAAUAUUGGUUUUAUGGGGACAUUAGUCUGUUCCGGAACCGCUAAAGGAUUAGUAAUUGGAACUGGUGAACAUUCUGAAUUCGGUGAAGUUUUCCGAAUGAUGCAUUUGGAAGAAGCACCACGUACUCCACUUCAAAAAAGUAUGGAUAAACUGGGUAAACACUUAUCGGCUAUUUCGUUAAUUAUCAUCUCCAGCAUAGUUACUAUUGGUUUGUUUCAAGGUCGACACAUUCUAGAGUUAUUGAAUAUUGGUGUAAGCUUGGCAGUUGCAGCCAUUCCCGAGGGUCUUCCUAUUGUAGUAACUGUAACUUUGGCAAUUGGACAAAUGCGUAUGGCAGCGAGAAAUGCUAUUGUUAGACGAUUACCGGCAGUUGAAACUCUUGGUUGUGUGAAUGUUGUCUGUUCAGACAAGACAGGAACUAUGACAAAAAAUGAAAUGACAGUAUCACAUGUAGUAACUGGAUCCUUAGAAAGAUUCACAGUUCCAUUAGAAUACAGUUGUGACAGUACACCUUCCGUUCGUUUGAGUACAGAUAAUAGUGGUGAUGAUAAAAUGACGCUAAAUAACAUCGGUAAUCACAUCCCGACGCAUAUUAGAUCAGUUUCAUCCGGUGAACUACGCACACCUUAUUAUUAUCCACCUGCCUUGGACAGUAUUUUGCAAAUUGGUUGUCUUUGUAACAAUGCCACGAUUCGAGGUGACCAGUUGUUUGGACAACCUACCGAGGGUGCAAUUUUGAAACUGGCCUCUCAAUUACAUGUACCGGAUGAACGCGCCUAUUACACUCGCUUACAGGAAUGGCCAUUUAGUUCAGAAUCAAAACUGAUGAUGGUCAAGUGUGUGCGAAAUAAUCAGUCAUCAACAUCUGAAGAAGCAGUCUAUUUCGCCAAAGGUGCUGUGGAUCAAAUACUAAAUCGUUGUACAUUUUCGUCAAUUUUCAAUAAUCCUGCAACUUCAAUACCACUAUCACCUUCUGAUCAUUCACCUAUGUCAAAUCGUUAUUCCGAUAACUGUGUAAAGCCAUUGAAUUCAGAAAUUAAAAAACAAAUAUGCAAUGAAGCCUCUGCACUUGGUAACUUAGGCUUACGUGUACUAGCGUUGGCUAAAGGCACUCACUCAGGACAAAUGGUUUUUCAUGGAUUGAUUGGUUUAAUUGAUCCACCACGUCCUGGCGUAGAAGCAUGCAUUAGAAUACUCUGUGAAUCUGGUGUACGUGUGGUUAUGAUAACUGGAGAUGCUAAAGAAACCGCCUGCACAAUAGGCUCACGAUUAUCUCUCUAUCGACCUGGUGAUUUGUGUCUUAGUGGCGAAGAAGUAGAACAAUUAAGCGCUGAACGAUUGAAGUCGAUUGUACGCAAUGUCACUGUGUUCUAUCGAUCUGGACCAAAACAUAAGUGUAAAAUUGUUAAAGCCUUUCAACAAUGUGAUUUAGUUGUAGCAAUGACUGGAGACGGUGUAAACGAUGCAAUAGCAUUGAAGUCAUCCGAUAUUGGAAUUGCAAUGGGGCGAACGGGAACAGAUGUUUGUCGUGAAGCCUCAGAUAUAGUCUUGUUGGACGAUAAUUUCGCAACAAUUUUAGCAGCAAUGGAAGAAGGCAAAGCAUUAUUUCACAAUAUAAAAAACUUUAUAGGAUUUCAAUUAAGCACAUCUAUAGCUGCAUUAAGUUUGAUUGCGCUGUCAACGUUAUUUUCCCUACCAACUCCAUUGAAUCCAAUGCAAAUUCUGUUUAUUAAUAUACUUAUGGAUGGACCUCCUGCUCAAAGCUUAGGCGUAGAACCACCAGACCCACAUGUGGUCAGACAACCUCCCAGACGGGCUAAAGACUCUAUUUUGGAUGGCCGUUUAAUGUUCAAUGUUCUGACAGCCUCAUCUCUCAUUGUCGCUGGUACAUUAUGGAUAUUUUAUAGAGAAUUAUCUGAUGGGAAAGUUACACCACACGACACAACCAUGACAUUUACAUGCUUUGUACUUUUUGAUAUGUUCAACGCAUUGAGUUUUCGAUCACAGAGCAAGUCGAUUUUCUCGUUGGGAUUUCUAACAAAUCGUGUGUUUGUACUAGCAGUCGGCUUAUCACUAUUUGGUCAGUUAUUAGUAAUCUAUUUUCCACCUUUACAAGCUGUCUUUCAAACUGAAGCCUUAACAUUAAAGGAUCUAGGCAUGUUGGUUUGUUUAACAUCAUCUGUCUUCUUUGUGUCUGAGUUGCGCAAACUUAUCCAUAUUCGAAAACCUGUUCGACAUUGGACAACACACCUUCUGUCUUAUGUCAAAUUACCAAAACACAUGAAAAUGGAUGAUAACAUGGUAUGACGGAUGUCUUGAUGGUACUUUUCAAAUGGAGAAUAACACACUGUCACCGCAGUGUCUACCUUCUUUGUAUAAAGACGGCAAGAAGAAAGAAUAGAAUGAGAAAAAAAUAUUUUUAUUGCCUUAUUUGUAUACAUCAGUCCUUUUUGUUUGUUUGUUUGCUUGCUUGUUUUUAUUUACACACACACUCAUAUGUUGCGUAAUGAUGAGAGAAAUAAGCAUUUGUUUGCUGAAAGAAAUGCAUCAAGUCUAAUUAUUUUUGAGUGCCUCUCAGUGACAAUAACUUUAAACCGCUGAUUCUUAACACAUUCUACCAUGAUUAAUAGAUAUGCUGUUGAGAGAUUUAAAAAAUAUAACAAAUACACAUAUUCAUGCACAUCAAGUAAUACAUCAAUUUCAGCAACGAUGCCUUUGAUACACAUACCAUCUGUGAGAGCUACUCGUUAACUAACUGAAACAGUGAGUAAAUUGUCGAGUGUGAAUACCUCACUGGUGAAUCUCCAUUUCUGUUUUAAACAAUUCUUUCUUCAUAUUUUCUAUGAACCAAGUGAGAUUUUCCCUGUUUUUGGUUGCCUAUUUUCACAAACAGGUUUUUGCUGCUCUGUGUGUGUGUGUAUGUUCGAUUGUAAAUAACCACUACUUUAAAGCCUAAUUUACUACACCUUUAGAAGAUAACUAACUUUAUAUUAUGAAUAGUAGUUGGCUUAUUUUGCUGCAUAAUUCCCUUGAUCUUUCUCCUCUCAGCCAAGUUGCCUGGUUCUUGUUCCCUGUCUUUCUUGUCAAUGUUUCCUCUUGUCUCUCCGUUAUAGAUCGGAUUGUUGACCGUUUUUUCGAACCUUUGUCGUUUUGUGUCUUUCUUUUUUUUUGAUAGUAUUCCCCAACUUCAUACAUAUGUUUUAUGUACUGGCUGAUCUUUUUACAUUUGAUUAUUAUUGUUAUUAUUUCCUCAAAAAAUGAUACAUUUAGUUUUAAUCUCAGUGAAUUUGCUGCUGGUUAUCGUGACCGGUAAUUAUCGCUUGUUACAACUGAAUUCACCGCCAAAUCCGACACUUUUUUACCCCUAUCUUAUAUCUUUCAGUUCAUUUCUUGAUUUCACUGUACGUCUUUCUGAAGCGAGAAAGCACAAUGAUGGAUAAAUGAAUAAAAUUAAACCGAUUGUUCGCGGUAAAAUCGAAAAAAGUAUAUAAAAAAAAGAAAUAAUUUUGUUGGAAGUUC